GAUACUGUCAAAUUUGACAUUGGCAAGAAACAUGUGCAUUUUGUAAACAUUUUGUUGGUUGGAUGAGCACGGUUGCAAUAGCCAGAAACGAUGCAGUUGUUCGCAAUUAACAGGUAUGACAACGAAAACCAAGAGCGAGAUGACACCAAAGAAAAUGAGAAACUACAAAAACUCUUAAAGAAAGCCGAGAAAAAGAAGCGCAAGCUUGAAAAAGAAAAGGAAGAAUCCAAGGAAGCAGAACCACAAGAAGACGUCGAACCCCCAAAAAAACACCGCGGGGAAGAUGUCGAUUCAAAGCCCACGACCGACACGCCAACAGCCGGCGACGGUGAUAAGGAACCCGCGGAGGCAACUAAACAACCGGAAAAUGAGAGCAAAAGCGAGUUCCAAGUCCUUGGAAUGGACAAAUUCGACAAGAAGGAAGAGGCGAAGAUGGUCCUUCCACCUUGGCUCCGGUUCCCCACAAUUAUUGUUAACGAAAUCGCAUCGGCAUCAGCUGAACUUGAUGAUUACGCCAACAUCCUCUCUCCCGUGCUCAUUAAAAACCUAAAGUCGAAGGAUAUGACGAAGCUGUUCCCCGUGCAGAAAGAAGUGAUCCCUUGGAUUUUGGAUGCCCAUUCGAAGCCAGCUCCAUUCCGUCCUCGAGACAUCUGUAUUUCAGCCCCUACUGGAAGCGGUAAGACACUAGCGUUUGCACUUCCAAUUGUACAAUUAUUGAUGGAUCGCGUGGAGUGUAAGGUCCGGGCGCUGGUCGUUCUCCCAGCCAUAGAAUUGGCGCAGCAGGUCUAUAACGUUUUCAAAACGUUGACAAAAAAUACUGUGCUGAAAGUUGGGCUCCUGUCGACAACGAUGCCGUUCAAGAUGGAGCAGAACUUUAUAGUCGACAAGUUCAAGGAUGAGUACUUCUCGAAACUAGAUAUUGUCGUUACCACUCCGGGUCGUCUAGUCGAGCAUUUGCACUCAACAAAAGGCUUCGUUCUAAAGUCGCUACGUUUCCUCGUAAUCGACGAAGCCGAUCGCAUGAUGGAGCAGAGCCACCACAAUUGGCUGUACCACCUCGAUGAGCACCUCAAAUCCACAGCUGAAUCCUUCAUGACCGGGCGGUCGAUACCACUCUGCUUACACCAACUAGAAACUCAAGCCUGGAGACAACCCCACAAAAUGUUGUUCUCCGCCACGCUCACUCAGGAUCCGGAAAAACUGCAAAAUCUUCGUCUAUUCCAGCCGAAACUUUUCACGUCCAUCGUGAAAUCUGCCGAAGAAUUUGUCAAUCAAUUGAUGAUAAAUGCGUCAAAACAACAGGAAACCACGGAACCGCAAGGCGAUUUCAUCGGAAAAUACACAACACCCGCGGAAUUGUCGGAAUACACUAUUCUCACGCAAAUGCGAUACAAACCGCUCACGCUAUUUGCACUCCUCGAAGAGCAUGGCUGGAAGAAGUUCUUGUGUUUCACAAAUACCACUCAGGCGGCAAAUAGGUUGUCGUAUGUCCUGAAUGAGCUUUCUAAGAAUCUAAAAAUCGCCGAUCUUUCUGCAGCAUUGAAACCCGGAGACCGAAAGAAGGUGCUAAGCGAUUUCUCCAAAGGAAACAUCCAUGGGCUUAUAUGCUCCGAUGCUUUGGCACGCGGUAUCGAUAUUUCGAAUGUCGAUGUCGUAAUUUCCUAUGAAGUCCCCCGUCAUAUCAAAACUUACAUUCAUCGUGUGGGUCGAACAGCACGUGCCGGUAAAAAAGGAACAGCCAUAACAAUCUUAACACACGACGACAAAGAAAGAUUUAAUAAAAUCCUAAAGGCCGGAGAAAAGGAUCAAGUACCCGAGAUGAAAGCAAGUACGGAACUUGAAGAGAAACACGCCAAACGGUACAUGAAGGCUCUGAACUCACUUCAAGCCUGGCUCAAGGAGAUUGACGAGCGAGACGCUGCGAAGAAAUCUAAGGUGCGAACCAACAAAGAGGAAUUGACUAUUAUGGAUCGCUUGCAAAAUGAAAUUGACGAGAAAAUGGAAGAGCAAAUCUCGGCUCCAACAAUUCCAAAAUCUUUAGCACGAAAAGAGAAACAGUUAAAUAGAAGGAUCAGGAAAAAACAUGAGAAAACUGAAUGAGUUGUAAUCAUUAUGGAAUGCAAUAUAAUUUUUCUAAUUAAAUGGGAAA
Messenger RNA from Hermetia illucens (black soldier fly), 2149 nucleotides. It is a transcript of the gene Dbp73D, whose product is annotated as probable ATP-dependent RNA helicase Dbp73D. The transcript has 5 exons. Lineage: Eukaryota; Metazoa; Arthropoda; Insecta; Diptera; Stratiomyidae. Gene Ontology annotation, cellular component: nucleus. Bases 91 to 2100 code for a protein of 669 amino acids. Gene Ontology annotation, molecular function: nucleic acid binding; ATP binding. The record is from RefSeq and is a predicted model, not a curated record.